Brachypodium distachyon (stiff brome) is the source of this 3136-nucleotide messenger RNA. RefSeq names its product wall-associated receptor kinase-like 6. Gene Ontology annotation, biological process: protein phosphorylation; cell surface receptor signaling pathway. NCBI's taxonomy places the organism in Eukaryota, Viridiplantae, Streptophyta, Magnoliopsida, Poales, Poaceae. The coding region runs from base 1 to 3021 and encodes 1006 amino acids. Gene Ontology annotation, molecular function: protein serine/threonine kinase activity; calcium ion binding; polysaccharide binding. The record is from RefSeq and is a predicted model, not a curated record. The transcript is spliced from 5 exons. Gene Ontology annotation, cellular component: plasma membrane.
AUGUCCAACCAUAUGAAGGAAAUAAGAGCUCGGCCAGCUGUCGUACUCUAUUGCCAAUUACUUCCACACAAUUUCUGCCAUAAUACUACCUCACAAGCUGAGAACAAGAGAGUAGACUUGAUUACCCAGCUCAACGCCAUGUUUGUGUUGAUCAUACUUGCCAUCCUAGGGAUGGCUGAAGCGCGAACAUCUGCGGUUGGGAGAACCGUAGAUGGGAGUACUACCACCAGCCAGCCCCUGAACUACAUGAUCAGUUCGUUGGAGACUCGUAGGUCGCUGCUGGGUGAUGGCCCAGGCACAAGUCCUUCAAAUUUGACUCUCCCCUCCACUUCUGGCUGUCAGAAGAUAUGUGGUAACCUGACCUUCGACUAUCCAUUUGGCAUAGGAGCUGAUUGUUUCAGGCAUCCUGAUUUCAGUCUCAUCUGUAACCGAACCACUCAUCCUCCAAAGCUUUUCUUACAUGAUGAUAGUACAGCCCAGGUCGUGUCCAAUAUUGACACCGUUGGUAUAUCCCCGGGGGGCGACAUACUAAACAUCCAGAUGAACACGAUUGAUGUCAAUUUUUCCAAAACCAUCCCAAUGAAAUCUGAUGUCGAUGUCUACAACAUGUCAUGGACUCCGGGGAAUUCUUUUUCCUUUAUGGGGAUGUUAUCUCUUCUUGUGAUCAUUGCCUGCGAUUUGGAUGUGUACUUGGGACCUAAAGACCCUGGUACUAACCGUACGUUGCUUUGCAAGGUAACCUGCCCAAGCAUAGAUAUCGCGGAGCAAGUGUAUAGGCAGGACCCCGAUGGCCCUGGAUCGUGUUUAGAAUUUACACAAACGUUUGCUAAUACUGUCGAGUUACAAUUUGUUCGCCACAGAACAAGUAGGAUAAAAGCACAAUCUAAUCUCAGCAUCUUGUGGGAUGAAAUCAACAUUAAUUUUGGGACCGUAGUCGUGUGGAGUAUCCCUGACCAUGUGAGAUGCUCCAGUGCAAUGGAAGAUAGCAAGUAUGCAUGUAUCAGCAACCACAGCCAAUGCAUGGUUCCAGCGUAUGUACCUGGUUAUGUCUGCCGGUGCAGCAUAGGUUAUGAAGGAAAUCCCUAUCUCCUCGAUGGCUGCUCGCCUGACAACGUGUACAGUCCAAGACCACGAAAGUUGAAUUGUUCUGAACGGUGUGGGAGUAUUAAUGUCUUAUUUCCUUUCGGCCUUGAAGAAGCUUGUUCUGCGAGGAAGAGUUUUCAGCUUAACUGCUCAGACAGUUCUACACCACCCAUUCUCAGUCUCAAUGCUUUAAUAGACGUGACAUACAUAAAUGUCAGUGAGGGGCUUUUGGGAAUCAAAUAUAAAUCAGAUGUUGGAAACAUGUUAUUACAUCCGUUAAUGCAACCUUCAGAAUCUCAAGAACCAGAACUGUACGUGGAUCCUCUGGAAUCAGCUUCUGUGCGAUGGGCUGUUGCAAAUCUUACAUGCCAAGACGCGAGAAAUAACAUCUCUGGAUAUGCAUGCGUGAGUACCUAUAGCUCCUGCCUGGGCGUCAUCAGCUCCAUUGAAGGUUAUGUUGGUUACAGGUGCGUAUGCUUGCCUGGUUUUGAAGGAAAUCCAUACAUCACAGAUGGUUGUACAGAUAUUGAUGACUGUGCACGGACACCAGGCCUUUGCAAAGGCAUUUGCCAAAACACCAUCGGAAACUACAGCUGCACGAAGUGCCCCGAUCAUACAGAGUACGAUAUUACAAAAAUGCAGUGCAUGCCAAAAGCAAAGCAAAAUCUCUUCUUAGGUAUUAUAAUUGGGCUUAGCACCGGCUUUGGCCUGCUGCUUCUCAGCUUAAGCGCAGUACUGCUUGUUCGAAGAUGGAAAAGAGAUGCCGAGAAGAAACUAAGAAGGAAAUAUUUUCGGAUGAACCAGGGCCUGCUCUUAGAACAGCUGAUAUCAUCAGAUGAGAAUGCGAGCGAAAAGACAAAGAUUUUCUCUUUGGAAGAGCUUAGUAAGGCAACAAAUAACUUUGAUACUGCACGUAUCCUUGGCCACGGAGGGCAUGGGACGGUGUACAAAGGUAUCUUAUCAAACCAGCAUGUGGUAGCCAUAAAAAAGUCCAAGUUCGUCAGGAAAGGUGAGAUCAGCGACUUCGUCAAUGAGGUCGCGAUCCUCUCUCAGAUAAAUCACCGAAAUAUUGUUAAACUCUUUGGGUGCUGUCUUGAAACUGAGGUCCCCUUACUAGUGUAUGAUUUCAUCUCCAAUGGUUCAUUAUUCGAUGUUCUUCAUCCGGCGGAUUCAAGCAACAUAGUAUUUUCUUUGUCAUGGGAUGACGGCCUGCGAAUUGCAUCAGAAGCUGCAGGUGCUCUGUAUUAUCUCCACUCUGCGGCAUCAGUAUCAAUCUUCCAUCGGGAUGUGAAAUCCUCUAAUAUACUCUUGGAUGCAAACUAUGCUGCAAAGAUUUCGGAUUUUGGUGCUUCAAGAAGUGUUCCCAUUGAUCAAAGUCAUCUUGUUACAAAUGUACAGGGCACAUUCGGUUACUUAGAUCCUGAAUAUUAUCAGACAGGGCAGCUAAAUGAGAAGAGUGAUGUUUACAGUUUUGGCGUGGUACUCUUAGAACUUUUUAUAAGGAAACAACCUGUAUUUUCCAUUGGGUCCGGAAUGGAAAUGAAAGAGAACUUGUGCAACUACUUCCUAUCGGAGAUCAAGUCAAGAGAACCCAAGGAAAUAGUGGCACCUCAAGUUCUUGAAGAAGCAACUGACCAAGAGAUCAACAGGUUUGCUUCCCUUGCAGAAAUGUGCUUGAGGAUAAGAGGGGAAGAAAGGCCCACGAUGAAGCAAGUCGAGACGAUAUUGCAGCAGUUGCGAGCAGAUAGCAUAAACUCAUCAUUAUCUCAAGUUAUUCCAGCUUCUGGGGAAGAGAUACUGCAAGGUCACCACCAGCCCAUGGUUGUGAACAUGGACGAGAGGCCAUGUAAUACUAAUAUUAUAGCAUCACAGCGAAGCCAAAAUUCAUGCUAUAGCUUGGAGCAAGAGUUCCUGUCAUCUGCUAGCCUGCCACGUUAGUUAUAUAUGCUUGUCUACUUUCCACUGAUUUUCUCACUCUUGUUCUUUCAAGUAAAGUCCAAGUGCCAUAUGUAUAUAUAGAUCACCUUAUCUACACGCACUCCUUUAUUUUCAA